Messenger RNA from Linepithema humile (Argentine ant), 1415 nucleotides. RefSeq names its product transmembrane emp24 domain-containing protein 7. The record is from RefSeq and is a predicted model, not a curated record. NCBI's taxonomy places the organism in Eukaryota, Metazoa, Arthropoda, Insecta, Hymenoptera, Formicidae. Gene Ontology annotation, cellular component: endoplasmic reticulum; endoplasmic reticulum-Golgi intermediate compartment; Golgi apparatus. Gene Ontology annotation, biological process: Golgi organization; intracellular protein transport; endoplasmic reticulum to Golgi vesicle-mediated transport.
AAAUAGCUUGUUUGAGAGGGGAAUAAUUUGCCGGACGGAGAUCGGAGUCGUGCUUCAGCCUGUUCUGUCGAUUUUUCGGUUUCGAAGAUCUUAAAUGUGCGCGUAUCAGUGACAUAGUCGCGAAAGUGUCGCCGGCAAACUGACACCGAAGAUGGAUUACUCGUCAACCUGGCUGUUGCUUAUCUCACUGCUCGGCACAUUCCUACUCACGGGCGGCGUCGAGCUAACCUUCGAACUGGCCGACAAUGCGAAAGAAUGCUUUUAUCAGGAGAUCGAGAAGAAUGUUUCAUGCACACUGGAGUUUCAGGUGGUGACAGGUGGCCAGUAUGAUGUAGAUGUAACUUUAGAGGCUCCGAAUAAAGAAAUCAUCUAUAGUCAAGUGAAAACACAAUUUGAUUCGCACUCCUUUGUAACAGCUAUGUCAGGAGUAUAUAAAGCUUGCUUCAGCAAUGAGUUUUCUACAUAUUCCCAUAAAAUGGUAUAUGUAGAUUUCCAGGUUGGCGAUGAAUUGCCACUUCCUGGCAUCGGGGAACAUGUCACAGUGAUGACUCAAAUGGAGUCUUCCGCGCAAGAAGUGCACAAAAAUCUAAUUAGCAUUCUAGAUUAUCAGACGCAUCAUCGUUUGCGAGAAGCACAAGGUCGUAAACGCGCCGAAGAGCUUAACGAACGAGUACUCUGGUGGUCGGUGAUGGAAACAUUUUCUAUCCUGUUCAUCGCCGUGUCACAGGUGUUCAUUCUCAAGACCUUUUUCACGGAUCGGAGUCCCUCUCAAAGUUAUUAGUGUGAUUGCAAAGUAAUGAAAACGAAAAAAAAAGACUCUCGUCGAGGUACAGUCGAUUAUAGAUCGUACUUUCCUCGUGACGUCGUAAUUGCUGUUUUUUUUUUUCAUCACCGGUCAAAGUGCCAUCGUAACGCCCGCUGAUAUGUCACGCUUGCUUUCUCUCGGCGGAACUUUCAAUCGAGAAUUUCUUGUCGAAGGAAAACUAGGAUCAAAGAACCGGGCAAAACCGAGGUGAUCCUCGCACCACAAACGCGUGUGUGUUCUUGGGUAUUAAUUUAUUCCGAGGCUGUAAAAGGACAUUUAACGCGGGUGUUGAUACAACUCGGAGCAAUCAAAAGGGACGAGUGCAAGUAUUAGAAUUCUUACACAACCCUUCUCGAUGGACACUCUCAAGUUGUACUUAUACUGGCACAGAGACAGUAUAAUGAACAUUGAAAGCAACAUGGACAUCAUGUUUUUCUUACUGUGAAUGUGUAAUAUAAUAAAUUAAAAGAAACUUGUGUGUAUAUUUACGCCUAUGUUUCGCGAAACGAUUCGAUUAAUACCCAUCUCUCGUUAUCUGUCGCGCCUUCCGUUUAUUUGUUUUAAGAUCAAUUGAGAUAAAAGCUACUUAAAUAAACGAUUUGACCAUUUA